Molecule: messenger RNA, 4574 nt
Organism: Spodoptera frugiperda (fall armyworm)
Lineage: Eukaryota; Metazoa; Arthropoda; Insecta; Lepidoptera; Noctuidae
Gene: Adcy2
Product: adenylate cyclase type 2
Exons: 25
Coding region: 282-3758 (1158 amino acids)
Biological process (GO): cAMP biosynthetic process; intracellular signal transduction; adenylate cyclase-inhibiting G protein-coupled receptor signaling pathway
Cellular component (GO): plasma membrane
Molecular function (GO): adenylate cyclase activity
Source: RefSeq, a predicted model, not a curated record
GUGAUCAUCUCUUGAGGCAUAGGGACGUGUAUGCCAAGACUAAAAAAAUCGGUUACUGGCGGGAAAGUUUUACGCGCGAACUUACUUUAUUUUAUAAACAUUUUUGACAGUUUUAUUUUUAAUAAAAUAAAAUUAUACUUAAAUAAACAGAAGUGUUUAUGGAUAUUCUUAUUAUUUUUGUUGGUGUAAUGAAAGAAAAAUCAUUAAAUUACGUGUGACAAGUUGGUUUAUAUUAAAAUUGUUUUGGAUUUCAUGAGUGUUGUGUCUGUGUUUUAAAAAAUAUGGCUGAUGUGGAGAAUACCGGCGGGAAAGACGCCAUUAAAGAAGAUGAGGAGGAAGGUACAGAGCUAGAGCUGGAGGCGCUGUACAGAAGAUACUGCGUGCGACUGAAACACGCGCUGUUCGUGUCGGCUCUCUGUGUCACACUGUUCUGUUGUGUGUUCCUAUUGUGCGCAGUCUUCAUUCUGCAUUCACAUGAACUGUACAUGCAAACCAAAGCGAUCGCUUCACUAUCGGUUAUAACGUUCGUGCUAUCGAUAGUGUUGUGCCUCGCUUUGUUACCGGCGGCUCCAGAAUGGGAGGCUCUGGCUCUAGCUGGCUCUCUACUGGUCACUGUGAGCCUCGGCGCUGGUACGCUGAUGGCUACUCACCAUGCGCCGUUGCCGCUCUUCGCGCUUAUUUUGAUGGUGCACACAAUGAUGCCUAUAGCUAGACCCAUAGCCCUGGCCAUGUCGGCUGUCCUCACGUUGGCCUACAUUGGCCUGGCUUUGGGAGUCCGGCCUGAGGGCGAAGAAACACAGUUUUAUCAGCAGCUGGUCUGCGAGCUAGCCCUCUUAAUAUCAGCCAGUGGCAUCGGCCUGUACUACCGAGCUUUAACAGAAAGGGCACAUAGGAACACCUUCGCUGGCACCAGGACCUGCCUGGAACAGCGAGUGAAGCUGGAGUGUGAGAGAGAGCAACAGGAACGAUUGCUUCUCUCUGUCAUACCUGCGUAUAUUGCUGCUGAGGUAAAACGCUCAAUAAUGCUCAAAAUGGCAGACGCCUGUGCUGACAGCUCUAAGCAGACGAGGUUCCACGAGAUGCACGUGCAGAGACACAACAACGUCAGCAUAUUGUACGCAGACAUCGUCAACUUCACGCCCCUGUCGGAGCGACUCAGUGCUUCAGAUCUUGUGAAGACCCUCAACGAACUGUUUGGAAGAUUCGACCAGAUCGCUCAGGAGAACCAGUGCAUGCGUAUCAAGAUCCUGGGUGACUGCUACUACUGCGUGUCUGGCCUGCCGGUCUCCAGGCCCAACCACGCGUACAACUGCGUCAAUAUGGGCUUGCAGAUGAUUGAUGCUAUACGGUUUGUAAGAGAAGCAACGGGCUUCAACGUGGACAUGCGCAUAGGCAUACACACUGGUAACGUGUUGUGCGGCGUGCUCGGGCUGCGCAAGUGGCAGUUUGAUGUCUGGAGCGAUGACGUCACGCUGGCCAAUCACAUGGAGUCUGGCGGUAUUGCUGGACGCGUCCACAUAACCAAAGCGACUCUUCUCCAACUGGGAGGCAGGUUUGACGUGGAGCCUGGAGACGGCGCUUCCAGGGAAGGAUACUUAGCUGACCACAAAGUGGAGACAUACCUCAUAGUUCCUCCGAAGAAAGUAUCAGAAAAUGGUCGCCUCUCCGUCUGCACCGUGGAUCGGAAAGCAAGCAUUGUAUCUUCACUGUACCAGGACAUUUCUCCCACGAAACCAAGAGACAACAUCAGUCCAGCUCCUUCGCAGAACAGUUUCAAUGAAAUGGAGACUUUCCCCCACAGGGUUCUAAGGACCGAGUCGCUUAGGACUACUGGAGACCUCAGCAGACGAGCAUCAGUAAAGGUGGUAGCUUUCGACAACAAUCAGGCGACAAGUCCUGGUGAUGGACUUGGUAAUGGCAGCGUGGUCACUGCUCAUAAACCGAAGAGCCGGAGCGGGUCUAUCAUUGGAGCGAUUAGUCCUAUUAUGGGAACAGCGACUCCUGGUGUCCCCACGCGAUCCCGUCCAUCCAGCAAGAUGACCAAGUACGUGGAGUGCUGGGGCGCAGACAAACCCUUCGCGAACAUCACUGACUCCACGCUUGCCAAGAAUAUUGGAAUAUCUAGUUUAGCGAUGAUAGAACAGAAUCUACUUCCACAGAGGACAACUUGUUGUGACUGCAGUACUAAUUCUGAAGGCAUGAAUCGUGUCACAUUGUGGUUCAAGAGCAGUACCCAAGAGCGUCAGUACCGCAACCAAUCAGACGCGCAGUUUAAGUACAACGUCGCCUGCGCAGCUGCACUAUUCGCUGUACUGGCAUUCAUACAACUUCUCACUGUGCCUAAAGGCGUUGUUCUGUACGCAUCGUUUGGUCCGACCUUCUUCACGUUGAUGGUGUUCGUGUACCUAUCCUGGUACGAUGGCAGAAUGCUAACCCGAGGAUUGAGGCCGAUAUCCGAUGUACCGGACGAUUUAUAUGCUGAUAACUGCACGAAACCUGGACAGGUGGUCGCCAAUAAUAGAUUCAUUAGGCUAACAAUGUUCGUAGUGUCGGUUCUUUUAAUAGGCGCGUGCGCAGUCAUUAAUUUGUUCCAGUCGUUCGUGAUAGUAGACUACCCGAUGUACCUCCGCAGUAACGCGUCAAACCUUUCCGAGUAUAAUAACCUCACUGAUGACGUGUCCAUGAGCGGGAUGCAUAUCUACAACGAUGUCGAUUCUGCACCUAGCUAUCUAUACAGUUCAGUUCUGACCCUGGCUUCGAUAUCAGUGUUCCUUCGAGUGGGGUUCGUGCUGAAACUAGCUCUAAUGUUACUGACGUUGGUCUCACACAUCACGCUGUUUGCCUCCGCUGAGCUCUUCUACGAGUACCAGAAGAAGGAUUUGGAGAAUGAGUUCACAAUGCUAGCAUACGCCACUAAAGCCGGCAUGGUCCUGGUAUUCCUGGCGGCUCUCCUGCACAUCCUGGACAGGCAGAUAGAGUUCACGUCGAGGACCGACUUCCUAUGGAAAGACAAGCUGAAGUUCGAACAGGAAGAAGUGGAAACUAUGAGGGGAAUUAAUAAAAUUCUUCUAGAAAACAUACUCCCUGCUCACGUGGCAGAGCAUUUCCUAACAUUUGUGGCAUCAGAGGCAGAGUUAUACCACGAGAGGUAUUCUACUAUAGCUGUGAUGUUUGCGUCGAUACCGAAUUAUAAAGAGUUCUACGAUGAGAAUGACGUCAACAAGCAAGGGUUGGAGUGCUUGAGGUUGCUCAAUGAAAUUAUAUGCGAUUUUGAUAAGUUACUAUUGAAGCCUAAAUUUAGUUGUAUAGAGAAGAUAAAGACGAUAGGAAGCACAUACAUGAUUGCUUCUGGUUUGAGGCCAGGGAAGGAGGAGCAGAAUGAUGUGACGAGUAAAGAGGAGCACACGGUAGCUAUACUGGUGGAGUUCGCGAUAGCUCUCAUGACGAUACUCGACCAGAUCAACAGGGAGUCCUUCCAGAGAUUCAAACUUAGGAUAGGUCUGAACCACGGCCCAGUGAUAGCGGGUGUGGUGGGAGCUCAGAAGCCCCAGUACGAUAUCUGGGGCAACACUGUCAAUGUGGCGUCCAGGAUGGACUCCACUGGCAUCAUGGGCAGGAUACAGGUCACUGAGGAUACUGCUAAGGUCCUAAUGAACGCAGGCUACACCUGUGAAUGUCGAGGCCCAACCUAUGUGAAGGGCAAAGGCACUCUAACAACAUACUUCGUGAAAACACCCAAUGUCGGUGGAGGACAAUAAGCAGGGUCAUUAGGACCAUCGACCUCAAUGACUCUUGGGAUAUUUGAAAACCAAGGAACGUCUUUGAGGAUGAUCAUAGUAGGAGGAUGGUUGCAUCGAAGAAGGAAUGAUGAAUAUUGAGAAACAACACGAAGAGAAUCAGGGUCUAGAAGAGUGUAUUGAGAUAAAGGAACAUCGAUAGAUAGUGAUUUCAACUGAAUAAAAUUAUGAGUGUUCGACAAUGAAAUUAAAAUAUGAAAAUGAAAUUAGUCAACAUAAUCCGAUGGAAUAAUAGUAAAAAAUAAAGUGAAGCGAAAGAUAAAAUAAUAAGUUUACAAAACUAGUAUGAUUAAUAAUUUAUUUGUGUAGAAAAUGAAAUUAAUAUUUUGUAAGUAAAUAUGGUUUGAAAAGUGAUAUCGUCAAUAUUGUAACUGUUGAUGUAGGUAUUUUAUUGUAACACAUACCGUAACUACAUACUUACUUAGAGUGUCAAACCAACUUUAAUUCUCCACGUAGGUACAUGUACAUCUACUACUAGUUACUUAGGACAGUAUUAAAAUUAAUGCAAUACCUUCGACUUUAGAAUCAAUGUUAAAAUAACUAGUACAUUUUAGUGUUAGGCCUAACUAAAUCGAUACUCAAUUUUGUAAAAUAUAAGUAUGGCCAACACUCACACCUAAAAUAUGUCAUUGUAUAGUUGUAUCUAUUUAUUUUUGACAAACAUUAUAAUAUAUGUAAAUAUACGUAUUAUUUAUAUAGAAUACAUUUAUUAUUUACUUCACUAGUGCAUAAUAACUUAUGUUCUGGUAUACGUAGCUACGAUUACUGCUAUAAAAA